AUGAGUGUGACGCUCAUCAGCACGCAUCACAUCUUCGUGAGUGGGCGCGUGCAGGGUGUAUUUUAUCGCAAGCACACGGCGCGGAAGGCGACGCAGCUGGGGGUGACGGGGUGGGUGCGCAACCUGCCAGACACGCGGGUUGAAAUCCUGGCGGAGGGGACGGCGGCGCAGCUCGACGCACUCGAGACGUGGUGCCGCACCGGCCCUCCGAAGGCGGUGGUGACGGACGUUGCGGUGACCGAUCUUACACCUAGCGUGACAGUAGUGAACGAGGACGGGGAGGCGGUGCGGGUGCCGCAUUGCACCUCUCGCAAAGCAGCCGUGUUUGAGGUGAAACAUUAG
Leptomonas pyrrhocoris is the source of this 342-nucleotide messenger RNA. RefSeq names its product putative acylphosphatase. Lineage: Eukaryota; Euglenozoa; Kinetoplastea; Trypanosomatida; Trypanosomatidae. Gene Ontology annotation, molecular function: acylphosphatase activity. The record is from RefSeq and is a predicted model, not a curated record. The coding region runs from base 1 to 342 and encodes 113 amino acids. The transcript has a single exon.